UGGGCUGGGUGAGGCAGGGCUGCGCCGCGGGAGGCCGAGGUGUGGGCGGGGGCGGCGGGGCGCUGCAGCCAGCCCCGGACACGGACCGACCGACGGACUGCCGGACCCACCGCCGCUGCUCGGCCCCCGCUUCCUAGAGCCGAGCCCCGGAGGGCGGAGGAAGGGGCGCGGCUGCCCGUGCCCGUGCCCGGGGGCUGCCCGGCCGGCUCGCUGCGCUCUCCCCUGGCCUCGCUUCCUGCCCGCCCCCCAAGAUGGUGUGCGGCGGCUUCGCCUGCUCCCGGAGCUGCCUGUGCGCCCUCAACCUGCUCUACACGCUGGUUAGCCUGUUGCUGAUUGGGAUCGCUGCUUGGGGAAUUGGCUUUGGCCUGAUCUCUAGCCUCCGAGUUGUUGGCGUGGUCAUUGCCGUUGGCAUUUUCCUCUUCCUGAUCGCACUGGUGGGACUGAUUGGUGCCGUGAAGCAUCACCAGGUGUUGCUGUUCUUUUACAUGAUCAUUCUCUUACUGGUCUUCAUCAUCCAGUUUUCGGUGUCCUGUGCUUGCUUAGCCCUGAACCAGGAACAGCAGGGCCAGCUUCUGGAGGUGGGAUGGAACAACACGGCCAGCGCCCGGAAUGACAUCCAGAGAAAUCUGAACUGCUGUGGCUUCCGGAGCUUUAACCCGAACGACACCUGCCUUGCCAGCUGCUUUAAAAACAGCCACCAUUGCUCUCCCUGUGCUCCAAUCAUCGAAGAAUAUGCUGGAGAGGUGCUGCGCUUCGUAGGUGGAAUCGGUCUCUUCUUUAGUUUCACAGAGAUCUUGGGAGUUUGGCUGACCUACCGAUACCGGAACCAAAAAGACCCUCGGGCCAACCCGAGUGCCUUCCUUUGAUGGGCGGUCAAGGCUGAUCUCCCGCAUGGUCCCUUCCUUCUUCCUUCCUGUUACAUAGAAGUUAAGCUAGUUGUCCUUUUCGUUAAUUAAGUGAACUUUCUCUUUUAAAAUGACACGAUAGAAGGGAGAACUAUCUGUUUUUGUUUGUAGCUAGCCCACUCAGCCCAUCUUCCCCCGCGCCUCUGUUGGAACACCUCCUUCUGAAUGACGUCAUUCCCUCUUGCAGCCGUGCUGCCAGUCUGUGCCAGUGCCCCGAUGCCUUUCUUAGCCUUUGUACACAUAGAGAAAACUUCCGUGGCGUUCUUGUUGUCGUCCACCUUGUGACCAACGCCUCUCUGCCUCCUGGGUAGCACUGGUUAUUGAGAAGGGACGGAACUGGAGAAAGAUGGGGAUUUGAUCUGUAACUGAUUCUUUUCGUUUCGAUGAGUUUACGGAAGGGACUCCCCUGCUCCACUCUCCCCCGUUCUCAAUAUCCUUUUCUUUUUCUUAAGAGAAACUUUGUGUGGAGUAAAAUUCAGUUAAUUAAAGUGUUGAUUCAGGUUUUGUCAUCUUACUUUAGGACACAAUUGCUGUUAUAUAGAAGUAGAAAUGUGGUUUGGAAAAGUGGUAGGGAAAUGACUCAUCCUGAGACCUGUACAGGUGGGCGACUUCUAGAUAUCCCCCCCCACCUCCAUGUGAUCGAUAGGUGAUCAAUCCCAAAUGCAUCCGUUCUGAUUCUCUUUUCACAACAACGAAUCCAGGCUCAAAUUCUUCUAUUUUUACAAAAAUCAAAGCAAUCAUAAUAUCCCAUGGGGUGACAGCACGGUGACCGUGACGCCGGCCGGCCUCCCUCCCCCUGAGAAGUCCGCGGUGAUUGUCCGGGGAAGCUUUCCGACACAAGCAUCUUGGAAUGUGAUUGUCAUGAUUUCCGGUUUGAAUAGAACUGUAGCUAUGUCAUUUAUUUAAAAAAAAAUAAAAGAUGGAAAACCUU
Antechinus flavipes (yellow-footed antechinus) is the source of this 1836-nucleotide messenger RNA. RefSeq names its product tetraspanin 13 (gene TSPAN13). Gene Ontology annotation, cellular component: membrane. The coding region runs from base 252 to 866 and encodes 204 amino acids. Lineage: Eukaryota; Metazoa; Chordata; Mammalia; Dasyuromorphia; Dasyuridae. The record is from RefSeq and is a predicted model, not a curated record. The transcript has 6 exons.